Mycotypha africana is the source of this 2229-nucleotide messenger RNA. RefSeq lists its product as uncharacterized. Gene Ontology annotation, molecular function: GTPase activator activity. Gene Ontology annotation, cellular component: cell cortex. Gene Ontology annotation, biological process: signal transduction; activation of GTPase activity; regulation of fungal-type cell wall organization. NCBI's taxonomy places the organism in Eukaryota, Fungi, Mucoromycota, Mucoromycetes, Mucorales, Mycotyphaceae. The record is from RefSeq and is a predicted model, not a curated record. The transcript is spliced from 4 exons. The coding region runs from base 1 to 2229 and encodes 742 amino acids.
AUGAAACAGACAAGCAACAAUUCAUCAACGACCUUGCUGCGUCGCAGACGAUCUUUUCGCAAAUGGCUGAAACGAGUAACGCUGCCUAAUGAUGGUGGCAAUGCUUUCAUUAACGACAAAAUUCCUCACGGCGGUGUGUUCAGUGUUCCACUAACAACAUCUAUCAAAUACGCCCAAACAUCAAUUGGAUAUGUUGAUAACGAAGGCGUAAAGCAUCCAAAAUCAGGUGCAAUUCCUACUGUUGUUGCAAAAUGUGGCGCCUUUUUGAAAAAGAAUGGCCUUCAUGUGGAAGGUAUCUUUCGUGUCUCUGGAAAUCAAAAACGUAUAAACGCAUUAGAGUUUAUUUUUAAUCAAAGCCAAAGCAAUUUCGGGCUAGAUUUGAAUUGGGAUGGUUACACAGUGCAUGAUGCAGCAAGUAUUCUUCGUAGAUAUCUUAAUAAACUACCUGAGCCUGUCAUUCCAUUGGCUUACUACCAGCAAUUUCGAGACGUAAUGAAUGAUCGAACGCAUAAUAGUACGGAAGAUCGAAUACGGGCUUGUCAAGAAUUGAUACACAAAUUACCAACAGCACAUCAACAUCUACUUCUUUAUCUGCUAGACACGCUCAGUCUUUUCGCCUCUUUCGCAGAAAAGACAAAGAUGAGCAUCACCAAUUUAUCUUCUGUUUUUUGUCCAGCUAUACUUCGUCAUCCUAACCACAAUACACCACUUGAUUAUAAGAUUUCACAAUACGUCAUUGAAUUUUUGAUCGAGUUUCAGUCAUUAUUCACUAUGCAGUUAUUCUUGUCUUCAACGCAACUAGGGAACAACAGCAUUAACUGUAACUUCAAAAGCCGAGAAGAGACGAAGAACGCGAAAGACAAUGCUUUUUCCCUCAACAGUGAUCAUGCUCAGGUUAAGGGUCAUGGCUUACCAUUUUUGAUACCGUAUGAAGAGACUGAUCAGAACACAAAGCUACAAAAGUCUUUCUCCAACCUUGACCCAUUUAUAUCACCAACAAUUGAAGCUAAAAGUCACAGUAAUCUCAACAUUUCUCCCGUUGCUAUACGACUACCCACAGAGAUCAAUAACAACAGUAAAAGCGUACAAAAGCAAAAUACUCGAGCAUUAUUGCCGUUAUCUGGCAACUAUACAGCUGCAGCAAAAACCUUGGAUAAUGUCCGCCAUUCUUUCCUGAGGCUUACUCUUGAAUUAAAGGUCAAAUUCAAGGAUUUCAGUAUCGCAUCUUCCAAAAGAUUUGCACCUGUCGAUUAUGUUAGGUUGCUUUUGAGACGAUACACCAAACAAUCAGCAUCAUCAUUUGCAGGAAAAGUGGUCUAUUAUGUCACAUUAACUUCUAUAUCAUUGGUCAUUGCAUACGAAGUUUAUCUGGCCAUAGUCAGUGUACACAUUUUGGAACCCUUUGUGUUUUUCACAGGCCUUGCAUGCUAUUGGACUAUUUUAUACAAUGGUGUUAUCGUCAACACUAACAGCACCUCGAGAUUAUCAUUUUUUUCUACAAAUACUACUCCAGCUGUUCUGUUAUCUUCGACUAUUAUUACCGAUAGCAGUGACAACACUGAAGAAUUUGAAAUGAAACAACAACAUGAAGCAGAAGGCGAAAGUAAACAGAGUCAUACUGAUAUUAUAGACGAUAAGCAAGGAGAAAAUGUUGUAAAAUACAAGGAAGAAAAUGCAGACCCAUAUUCCAUUGAUAACGUAAAUGACCCUCUGCUACUGCAGGAUAAAAGCAUUAUGUUAGAAUGGCAUGGCUUGCUAACACGCGCUUGGAGGGCAAAGUGUAAUAGUAAUGACAUCAUUAAUCAAUCGGCGGUAUCCGUUAUUCCCGAUGGUGAUGAUAACGCGUCUAUUUUGAGUAAGUGUAGUAGAUUUGAUGAAGAAGAACCAUCCUUUUGGAGUACCAACAAAGAUGAUGGAGAAGAAGAGGAGGUAAACCUCGAAGGCCUAGAAAUUGAUGCGAAGACUUUGGAACGCUAUCUUGGGAUAUACAAUCAAAUUAAAAAUGAUGCCCAAAUGGCACAGCGAUUACAAUGGGAAGAAGACUAUGCAAGAGAUAAGCAUAAUCCGUUCUUAUCGACGACAAAGAAGAUUAAACAUAUUCAUGAUCUUGGUGAACCAUGGAAAAGUGAUGAUGAUGAUUAUCAAGAGAGUGAUGAUGCUGAUGCUGAAGUAACAACCCCAACUGGCGUCGAAAAAGAGGAAUGGAAGAUAAGGAUAUUUACUCAUUAG